AUGCAACCAGGCGUUGCUCCGUGGAAGAAUGCCGAAGUGACAACCGCACGGCUGGCGUCUCGCUGCACCGGUUUCCUGUCGACACUCGAAGGCGUGAAGCAUGGGUUCGGUUCUCCAACAACCGGGGCCUACAGUGGAAGACUCCAUGGCAGCUACGAAACAUGGUUGUUUGCUCUUUACAUUUCAAGGCGUCAGCUUUCCUGCGGCCUGGAUACCUACGCCACAAUGCAGUGCCGACUGUGCUUGCCCCUGAAGAAACGACACGUGGCGAAGUUUCAAGCGAGAGCUGUACAGUUUCUGCAGUGGCAAAUGGAAGGAGUUCUCCAGCCCCACCGACCUACCGAUACCCGGGCCGCUCGGACUCCCAGAGUUCCUGUGGCAUUCCUGACGACCAGUCUUCCGAAAUGGAACUGUCCUUAGAAGAAGGGAGGAGUUCUCUAUCUUCAUCGAGCUGCACAUCCUCCAGCCGCCCAGACUCGCGGAGUUCCUGUGGCAUUCCUGACGUACGGUCUUCAGAAAUCGAGCUGUCACUGGAAGAAGGGAGAAGUUCUCCAUCUUCAUCGAGCUGCACAUCCUCCAGCCGCCCAG
This is a messenger RNA of Ixodes scapularis (black-legged tick), 588 nucleotides long. RefSeq lists its product as uncharacterized. The record is from RefSeq and is a predicted model, not a curated record. NCBI's taxonomy places the organism in Eukaryota, Metazoa, Arthropoda, Arachnida, Ixodida, Ixodidae. Bases 1 to 420 code for a protein of 139 amino acids. The transcript has 6 exons.